Saccostrea cuccullata (small rock oyster) is the source of this 2621-nucleotide messenger RNA. Its product is annotated as sodium- and chloride-dependent glycine transporter 2-like. The transcript is spliced from 15 exons. Bases 106 to 2001 code for a protein of 631 amino acids. The record is from RefSeq and is a predicted model, not a curated record. Gene Ontology annotation, biological process: sodium ion transmembrane transport. Lineage: Eukaryota; Metazoa; Mollusca; Bivalvia; Ostreida; Ostreidae. Gene Ontology annotation, molecular function: L-amino acid transmembrane transporter activity. Gene Ontology annotation, cellular component: plasma membrane.
UCACAGCAACAUUUUCGUUUCGUGGAAAACGAUCCGUAAAAUAGACCUGGCACGUUUGCAUCAUCGAACAGGAAACGGCGAAAGUGUCAAGAAUUCUAGCCCAGAAUGUCGAAUGGCAAGUUAGACAAAUCCAGCGUCAUGACCAACGAGUCUGAUUCUACUCUCGAGGAGGAAAACGCUGAGCGAGGGAACUGGUCCAAUAAACUGGACUUUGUUCUGUCCUGUCUCUCGUACGCAGUAGGAUUGGGAAACGUAUGGAGAUUUCCUUACGUAUGUUACCGCAAUGGUGCAGGGGCUUUCUUGAUACCUUUUGUGAUCAUGCUGUUCAUUACGGGAAUCCCCCUGGUAUUUAUGGAACUCUCCCUGGGGCAGUACGCCAGCUCAGGGAUCGUUAUGGUGUGGAGGGCCUCACCCAUAUUCAAAGGAGUUGGCUGGGCUAUGUUUGUGGUAUCGGUGUUCAUCUGUAUCUACUACAACAUGAUUAUUGCCUAUACCCUGUACUAUCUGUUCGCUUCACUAGCUGCCAAUCUACCGUGGGCUGAGUGUGGAGAAUGGGCCACGGAAGCGUGUAGUACAGAGAUGAAGUUUAAGAUGUUGAAAUGUCAGCGUACCAAUGGUACCUGGUGUGAUGACCAAUGUGUCAACUCCACUGCUUUAGACUUCUCUACAAUGAAUUGUACCUUCUACAACGGCACAGACAAACUUAAAUCACCCAGCGACGACUAUUUCCAUCAGAGUGUCCUUGACAUUACGGAGGGGAUCCACUCCCUAGGAGACAUCAAGUGGGAGCUGGCGGGGUGUCUACUGCUGGCCUGGGUGCUGGUCUGUAUCUGUCUGGCGAAGGGCAUCAAAACCUCGGGAAAAGCUGUUUACUUCACCGCCUUCUUCCCGUAUGUGGUUCUGUUGAUCUUGUUAAUAAGAGGCUUGACUCUGCCUGGAUCUCUGAAAGGAAUUGUGUACUACGUCACUCCACAGUGGGACAAACUAGCCAGGGCACAGGUGUGGGGAGAUGCCGCCGUACAGAUUUUCUUCUCCCUGUCCCCCUGCUGGGGAGGGCUGAUUACCCUGGCCAGUUACAACAAGUUCAACAACAAUUCUAAAAUGGAUGCCAUCAUUGUGUCGGUACUGGACUCUGUGACUAGUGUCUUCGCUGGCCUGGUCAUUUUCAGCAUCAUUGGUUACAUGGCUGAGGUGUUGGAGCAGCCCAUUGAUAAAGUCGCUACUGAAGGUGCAGGAUUGGCCUUUGUAGCAUACCCUGAUGUAGUGACAAAACUCCCCCUUUCACAAUUGUGGUCUGUGCUUUUCUUUGCUAUGCUAAUCACUCUUGGACUUGGAACACAGAUUUCCACGGUAACUACCGUACAUACUACAUUGCUGGAUCAGUUCCCUCACCUCCGUAAAGGUCACAGGAAAACGUUGUUAUUGAUCGUCAUCGCCAUCUUCUGUUUCCUGAUUGGACUCAUCUUUUGCUCUCAGGGUGGAAUGUACAUGCUGCAGUUGUUUGAUAAUUACGCUGCCACCUACUCUCUCCUGUUUAUUGGUAUGGUGGAGUGUAUCGGAAUAUCCUGGGUGUAUGGUGCUGACAGGUUUUUGACAGACAUUGAGUUGAUGUUGGGAACUCGACCUAGCAAUAUAUGGAAAUACAGCUGGAAGUUUGUGGCUCCAAUAGCUCUGUUGGGUAUCCUGCUAUUCACGGCUAUUGAUUUUAGCCCCACAGAAUAUAACAAUGAGAAGUUCCCGGGCUGGGCUGACGGGCUGGGCUGUCUGAUCACCAUAGCUUCCAUUAUGAUGAUCCCCAUUGUCGCAGUCUACAUGGUCCUAAGGCGUCGGAGUCAAUUCUCUGGGUCUUUUAUUGAACUCAUCAAGCACCUGUCCAAACCAACGGAGAAGUGGGGACCUUACAAGAAGGAUCACCGAGCCCAGCGACAGAGGAUGGACGACAGCUAUAACUACGAGUCACAGAUUCCACUCAAAGACCACACCGACAGUCAGAAAGUCUAAUACCAGCCAAAAAUACAUACGGAAAAAUUCGGUUUACUGAGCAAGAAUCCUCAGUAGAUAAUUAAAAGAUCAGGUGCAGGCUAUCACAAAUCAAAUGACUGUUGUAAUUUUUAAAAUUGUUUGUAGAUUAAUGAUAUGAAUCUCACAGAUACGAUAUUUUUGUUGACAGUUUUUAUUAACCUAAUUUUUAGGUACAAUAUAAUAUGUAUCAGCAUUAUCUACUUGUAGUAGACAAAGCCAAAAUUCAGAUAUACAUAAUUAUGUGCUUUAAUCGAGUUUAAAUUUCCAGGUAAUUAUACAGCAUUUUUUUUUGCUAAGUAGUCAUUAGGAUUUUCAACAGACACAAACUUAAGGUGUUUUUGGUAGUACAUGGUGACAUGUACAACUGAACCUUGUGUUUAUGAAGAUUCAUAAAAUGGUCUCAAUAUUUAGAAAAAAAUUAGUGAAGUAUCUAAAAUCUAACAUAUAGUGUAUGACCCCAAAACUCCUUUGUGCUUCCUUGAAUACAAGGUGCUUACAAAAAAUGCAUUUUUUGUAAUUUUUCUUUGAUGCCAUAAUGAAAAUUGAAAAUUGCAUUGUGACACAAUAACAUUGUAGAGAAGUGAGCAAGUCAUGUGAUA